AUGUGUUUGCCACAACAUACAACAGAAAAUUGGUUAAAAAUCGCAAAAGAUUUUCAUUUACGAGCCAAUUUUCCAAAUUGUAUAGGUGCCAUAGAUGGUAAACAUAUAAGGACUAUAAAACCUUACAAUAGUGGAUCAGUGUGUUAUAAUUAUAAACACUUCUUUUCUAUCAUUUUGCUUGCCAUUUGUGACGCUGACUACAAGUUCGUAUACAUAGAUGUUGGUUCCUAUGGAAAGGAUAGCGAUUCUACUAUAUUUACACAUUCAACAUUUUAUCAAAAGCUAAUGAAUAAUGAUUUACAAGUUCCGGAACAUCAGCCUAUUUCAUCGAUAAAUCCAAUACCAGUACCGUUUGUCAUUGUUGGUGACGAAGAAUUUGGACAAUCUGAUAAAGUUAUGCGACCAUUUGGUGGAUCAAAUUUAACAACAAAGAAAAAAAUAUUUAAUUAUAGGCUUUAUCGUGCUCGACGCUACAUAGAAUGUUCAUUCGGCAUAUUAGCAAAUAAGUGGCAGAUUUUUCACAGACCUAUUAAUGUAAAUUUAGAUCUAGUAACAAGCAUCACCAAAACAUGUUGUGUUCUUCACAACUAUGUUCGGGAAAGAGACGGAUAUAAAUUUGAAGAUACCCUGUGCAUUCCUGGCUUAGAAGAAGUGCCAACAGGUAUUCAAAGAGCUACGCGACGUGGCAUGUCAUACAGAGAUAUGUUUGCUGAUUAUUUUAUGACUGAGGGUCAAUUACCUUGGCAGAUGAGCAGAAUUCAUUAA
Pieris macdunnoughi is the source of this 765-nucleotide messenger RNA. NCBI's taxonomy places the organism in Eukaryota, Metazoa, Arthropoda, Insecta, Lepidoptera, Pieridae. The record is from the annotation of a GenBank genome assembly.